AAGAAAGUCAAAGAGUGAGAAAGAGAAAGCAGAAUGUGACAGAAUAAGUUUUGCUCCCAGAUCCAUCAUGGCUGAUUUCACUCACUCAGUGCGGUCGCUGUUCUGCUGCUGCUGUUGUGCAUUGCACACAAGUUCUCAUCUCAGUGUCAAUGAAAACAGACGCCUUCGCCCAGGACAUGCCAACCCAAACGAGCGUUCGCGCCGUAAGCUGCCCCUGCCGCCUCCUGAGGAUGAGGACGGUGAGGGGAGGCCGGCGAGGAAGGUCUUGGCCAUGUACGACUUUGUGGCGCGCGAAGACACCGACCUGACACUACGCAAGGGAGAGGAGUACACCAUCCUGCACAAACAGGACCAGCUCUGGUGGAGGGCAGAGGAUAAACAUGGCAAUAAGGGCUUCAUCCCGAGUAACUACGUUACAGAGAAGGACACAAUUGAAGCUAACGUGUGGUACUGCAAAAACGUUACCAGAGCACAAGCUGAGCAACUACUACGACAGGAUAAUAAAGAAGGGGGAUUCAUUGUGAGAGACUCCAGUCUGCCUGGAAACUACACUGUGUCAGUCUACACUAAAGCCAUGAGGCUGGAUGGGGACGUGAAGCACUACCAGAUCAGACACUCUCCUGCUGGCCAGUUCUUCCUGGCCGAGAAGCACGUCUUCAGCUCCAUACCAGACCUCAUCCACUACCACAUGUUCAACGCUGCAGGCCUGAUCUCUAGGCUGAGGUACCCUGUCGGAGCGAUGGGCCGCUGUGAGCCAGCCACCUCUGGAUUCAGCUCUGAUAAGUGGGAGAUUAACCCGGCAGAGCUGACCUUCAUGAAGGAGCUAGGCAGUGGGCAGUACGGCGUGGUGCGGCUGGGCAAGUGGAGAGCUCAGCACAAAGUGGCCAUCAAGGCCAUCAGGGAGGGAGCCAUGUCUGAAGACGACUUCAUAGAGGAGGCCAAGGUCAUGAUGCGUUUGUGUCACCCCAAGCUGGUGCAGCUGUACGGCGUGUGCCUGCGCGAGCGGCCGCUGUGUAUCGUGACUGAGUUCAUGGAGCAGGGCUGCCUCCUGGAGUACCUGAGGAGGCACGCGGGGGCGCUGAGCGGGGGGCAGCUGCUGGCCAUGUGCCAAGAUGCCGGCGAAGGAAUGGAGUACUUGGAGCACAGUAGCUUCCUGCAUCGAGACUUGGCUGCACGCAACUGUCUGGUGAGCCAGAACGAUGUGGUGAAGGUCUGUGACUUUGGCAUGACCAGGUAUGUUUUGGAUAACCAGUAUACCCCUUCCUUUGGGGCCAAGUUCCCAGUGAAGUGGUCCCCUCCUGAGGUACUCCACUUCAACAAGUAUACCAACAAGUCGGACGUCUGGUCCUAUGGUGUGCUGAUGUGGGAGAUCUUCUCGGAGGGGCGGGUCCCAUUUGAGAAUCGCACCAAUCAGGAGGUGGUAGAGGAGGUAACCCAGGGCAACCGCCUGUACCGCCCACACAAGGCCUCCGCCGCCGUCUAUGACAUCAUGUUCACCUGCUGGGACGCGAAGCCACAAGAGCGUCCAUCAUUCUCAGAACUGCUGGCAAGCAUCAGGCAGCUAGCUGCAGAAGACCUGGCUAUAGCAUCAGGCAGCUAGCUGCAGAAGAGCU
Messenger RNA from Engraulis encrasicolus (European anchovy), 1613 nucleotides. It is a transcript of the gene txk, whose product is annotated as TXK tyrosine kinase. NCBI's taxonomy places the organism in Eukaryota, Metazoa, Chordata, Actinopteri, Clupeiformes, Engraulidae. The record is from RefSeq and is a predicted model, not a curated record. The coding region runs from base 68 to 1600 and encodes 510 amino acids. Gene Ontology annotation, biological process: T cell receptor signaling pathway; B cell receptor signaling pathway; protein phosphorylation. The transcript is spliced from 15 exons. Gene Ontology annotation, cellular component: plasma membrane. Gene Ontology annotation, molecular function: protein binding; non-membrane spanning protein tyrosine kinase activity; ATP binding.